CAACCAAAAAGCAUUUCAUUUUCUGGAUAAAAGAAAUAAACAACUAAUAAAGAAGAGAAGGAAAUGGGGUUAAGAAUAUGCUUCGUUUUGCUUCUCUUCUUCCUUCUUCUUGGCAUUGCCACUCCUUCAUUCCUUAAAUAUGAUAGGCUGGAGAGUCCAGGAGAAGGGCGUUCCCUUUUGUAUCGCACUCCUGGUUGUCCAUUUGACGUGAAGAACAUGAAAUACACAAUAGUUACAAGCCAGUGCCAACGUAGACAAGGCUAUUACAACGCCAAGAUAUGUUGCACAUCAUUUAAGAAAUUAGCCUGCAAAUACAGGGAUUAUCUUAACUCGAAUACCAACACCUGCGCCACCCAAAUGUUCUACUAUCUUCGUGGCCAUGGCAAGUAUCCUCCUGGGCUUUUCCAAACCCUUUGUCACGAAGCCAAGAAUGGCCUGGAUUGUAUUGGAUAUUAAUAUAUACAUAUAUAUGGAAGUAACGGCAGCCGGAAAAAGCAAGCGUUGAAUACUCCUGGUCGUUAGGUUGUUCCAGUUGCCUAUAUAAAAUUGGUCAUAUAUAUAGAUUCCUAUCCAAGAUUUGGAUUGCAUGUAAAAUUUGCACUAUAUGUAUAAUUGUACGUGUUUCAUGGGCUUAAUUAUAACAUACUCCUCUACCAUGCCUCCAUA
Ipomoea triloba (trilobed morning glory) is the source of this 666-nucleotide messenger RNA. RefSeq names its product GPI-anchored protein LLG3-like. Bases 64 to 456 code for a protein of 130 amino acids. The transcript has 3 exons. The record is from RefSeq and is a predicted model, not a curated record. NCBI's taxonomy places the organism in Eukaryota, Viridiplantae, Streptophyta, Magnoliopsida, Solanales, Convolvulaceae.